Messenger RNA from Bombus terrestris (buff-tailed bumblebee), 2979 nucleotides. RefSeq names its product islet cell autoantigen 1-like protein (gene ICA69). Gene Ontology annotation, molecular function: protein domain specific binding. Bases 267 to 1892 code for a protein of 541 amino acids. Gene Ontology annotation, cellular component: Golgi apparatus. The transcript has 6 exons. Gene Ontology annotation, biological process: regulation of transport. Lineage: Eukaryota; Metazoa; Arthropoda; Insecta; Hymenoptera; Apidae. The record is from RefSeq and is a predicted model, not a curated record.
UCAUAGGUGGACAAUUAACUAUAGUAAACUGUAUACUCGGUCUGUCAGGUUGACAGGAAAGAGUGUGUUUGCUUUUUUAUCAGUAUUAAAGUACAAACGCCUAUUUUAAUUAAUUGAAAAAAAAGAGCACUUUUUAAUCAUACGUGUUAAAAAAGUAUAAUAUUUAUAAAGUAAUUUGUUAUUUUAAAUCAUACCUAGAAAUCAUUUGUGUCUUUUUAGUUGUAAGCGUUAAUCAUAUUUCGUAUUUUUAACCAUCGUCUUCCAUUAUGAACACAUAUAACAGAAACGGACCAGGUAUAUCAGGGAAUACUUUUGAUCGUUGGGUACAGAUGACCAAUAUGCACGACGAUUCUACUAUCACAAAAAUGCAACAUCAGUUUUGGGUUACAAAACAAGCUUUAUCACGAAAGUUAGGUAAAAAGGAAGAUGAGUGUAUAGUAGCGUCCGAUGCAGAAUUGGAUGCCAAAUUAGAACUGUUUCGUAGCAUUCAGGAAUCUUGUUCUUAUUUACAAAGAAUUAUUGACAAAUAUCAGGAACGAUUAUGCAAUCUUGCACAAGAAGAAAAUGCAAUGGGACGGUUCCUUAAAGAUGCUGGUAAACAAGAUAAAACUAGAGCUGGCAAGAUGAUGACAGCAGUUGGAAAAUCUUUAUCAUAUUCUGGUCAACAAAGACUUGCAUUAAGAGCACCAUUAGGACGAUUGUAUCAGGAAGUAGAAACAUUUAGACAAAGAGCUAUUGAAGACACACUGCAAAAGGUCCAAGCAAUGGAAAAAGCUCGUACAGAGUACAGAGCUGCUCUGUCAUGGAUGAAAAAUAUUUCUCAGGAAUUAGAUCCUGAUACAUCAAAACAAUUAGAAAGAUUUCGUAAAGUUCAAACAUGUGUAAGACAAGGUAAAAUAGCCUUUGAUAAUCUGGCUUUAGAUUGCCUUCAAAAGGUAGAUCUAUUAGCAGCAGCAAGAUGUAAUAUGUUUAGCCAUGCUUUAGUUUUAUAUCAGAGUACACUUCUAAAUUUUACUGAAAAAUCUGCACAAGCAUAUUCUACAAUAGCAAGCAGUUUUAAAGGCUAUCAACGAUAUGAUUUUAUGGUAGUGAAAGAACUAGCUGAACCCUCAAGUAAAUUAGCUCAAGAAACUGGAGGUGAUGAUGAUCUCGAUGAUAAAGAGAAGUUAUCAAUUUUUGACAUGGAUUAUCAUGACAGUGUUGAAGAAGCUGAAGAAGUAAAACCAGCCAAACAAAAUACAGUUGAAAUUGAUAAACAAGAUGAAAAAUUAUUGGAUAUUGAUUAUGAGACAAAAGACAUUAAAGGGUUGGAAGGAUUAGACAUGAAUUCCAGUUCCUCGAAUAAUGAAAUUACUUCACAGUCUACUUCUAAUAUAGAAUAUAAGGAGAAUCUCGAUCAACUUUUUGAAAAUUUAAUUCUAGAUAACGCCACUCAUAGUAAUAUGCAAGAAGGAAAUCCAUCUGAACUUGAUAGAAAGUUUGGUGAACAAAGUUUAACAAUGGAUAUAUUUGACAAAUCUGAUACAAAUCUUAAUCUAGCUGAUUUCUCUUCCUUAGAAGAACAAAAUUCAAGAGAGCAAUCUUUACAGUUCCUCGCAUCCGAAAAUAUGGUACUUUUGAAUGAUAUUCUCACUGAUAAACAGAAUGCUGAUAACGAGUGGGAUGCGAUAUCGCAUGAUACAUUUUUGCCACCGAAUAUAUUGAAACAAAGUUUGGGCGAUGCAGCGCUUGGCAUUGGACAGAAAAGCAUGCCGACUAUCAACAUGGGUGAUAAGAAAAAAAAUAAGACUGGCAAAAAAGGUAAUUCCUGGUUGGAUUUAUUUGCUGAACUGGACCCUUUGGCUAACAAUCCCAUGGAAAAUCUUUCUGAUGACAGUAAUGCAUCUGCUUAAUUUUUUUAAAGUAUUUAAAACUAUAUUAUCAUGACAUAUGAUUAGUUGCAGUUUAUAGCAACAGUCAGAAGAGAUAUUUUUAUUUCCUCCAAAUAGGAUAAUGCUACGAGUAUUAUCUAUUUCUUACAUUUGCACUGGUAUUUCAUACUUAUUAGUUGAAUUUUAACAUUCCAGAUAAUGAAAAUAGCAAGAUGAUCGUAAGAAUCAAAAAUAUUUAAAUUUUCAUAAAUAACUUUUCAAGCUCCAUACCAAAGAUUUAAAAUCGAUGAUAGUUUAUAAGAGAUACUAGUCAUAUACUUCUUUUAAGUACAUUAAAAAUAUUUUUUUCGUGAUAAUAAAUAAUUAUCAACCUUUCUAAUCAUAUUUAUAGCAAAAUAUGUUUAAUAUGAAGUAUAUCAUACGGAUACCUGUAUAUAAUUUGUUGACAUUCCAUAAUGUAAAACUUUGCAAUCAAUUACUUUUGACAUUAUCUUUGUAUCAAACAAUUCAUAUUUUAAAAAUGUAUGAUACAAUUAUUACAUUGUUUCUUUUUUUAAUAUACUGAAAUAUUGCAUAUUGUUCUCUUUUUUUAAAUAAAAUAAAUACAACAUAAACAGAUUACAUCGUCAGGGAUAUUGUUUUUGUAUCUUUUCUAUAUAAAUAUAAAAUGCUUAUGCAUCAACGAAAUACAGAAUCACAGUGUUAACACCAAAAUAUAAUUGUAUUUCGCGUAUAAAAGAAAUCUAAAUCAAAAUCUAACUUUCAUCAAUAACACAUCUGGAAUUUAGGCAUCAUAAAAUUGUGCCAUAGCCGUUCUGACCCUGAAAUGAGACAAAUGUAUAUUAAAAGUCAGAAAUAUUUGAGAGAAAAUAUUUUUAUAUUAAUUAUACUAAGAUUUAAUAUCUUAUUGAACUAUUAUAAUUUACAAGGACAGUUAAAGAUCAUUUUCAAACACAAAUAGAAAGGAAGGUUUAAAGAUUGUUUGUCAUACUUAUCAAACAAUUGAAGAUCUUUGCUAUGACGUAAUUGUUGCAAAAUACGAUAAAAGCCCAGUUCUUUUAAACGUGCUUGCCGUUGUGCAGCACCAGGUUCUUCCCUCCAGACUAGG